Colletes gigas is the source of this 2068-nucleotide messenger RNA. RefSeq lists its product as uncharacterized. The record is from RefSeq and is a predicted model, not a curated record. Gene Ontology annotation, biological process: DNA replication. The annotation marks the transcript as partial. Lineage: Eukaryota; Metazoa; Arthropoda; Insecta; Hymenoptera; Colletidae. The transcript has 2 exons. Gene Ontology annotation, molecular function: DNA binding; nucleotide binding; DNA-directed DNA polymerase activity.
AUGGAACAAUUCGCACAAGUAGAACGCCAAUUGUUGGAUCAAUCCGAACGAUUGAUUUCGCAGGAAGAGUACCUCGCGUGGGAAGAACGGUGCAACGAGUGUAUCGAAUCUUUGGAAGAACACAGCCGCGUGAAACGCCCGCGAUUAUCGAUCGGUGUUCGACAAUCGUUGGUUGCUCGAAUCGCGCGACUCGAAGGAUUGAAACAUUUGGUGCGCAGACGUUUCGCGCGUGAAGGUGCCGGACAUUCGAGUACGGGACUUUUGUGGCGUGAAAUACACACUGCGUUCGAUACUCGCGUAUUAACAGGUGUCAUCCUAAAUUCGAAUUAUAUCGAACCGCGCAACUUCCUCCAGGAUGCAGAGACCAUUGUGCUGGAGCAUGUUCGGGACACUUUGAGGAAACAUCGAAACCUCAAAGUGAACACGGUGUUCAACGGCGAAUUUGUGGCAGGUGACAAGCAUGCUUGUAAAAGCAUCAACACCCAAAACUGUGAACUCUUCCACACAUCCGAUCUGCAGGAGUGGUACCAGCGAUGCGUCGUCGAAUCCACCCUGGCAUCGCUGGAAGAGUUCCAGGAACGCGACAGCGGAUGGGCAUUGGCGAGAAUCAUGAAUCUGACCGUCAAUGUCAAUAAGUAUAAUCCACUCCGCGCGGGGUGUCACUUCAAGUUGCCGCGAGAAAUCAUGCUGAAGAGGGCAACAAUAAGCAUACAAUCCUCGGACAACGCAUGUUUCGCGUGGGCAGUUGUCGCAGCUCUUCAUCCAGCAACAAAAUAUCCUGAACGUCCAGGUUCAUACCCGCAGUAUACGUCGAUCCUAAAUCUCCAGGGCAUUGAGUUCCCAAUGUCUCUGGGGUAUAUUGGGAAGUUUGAACGGCUGAACGACAUCUCCGUCAAUGUCUACAGCUUCGAGGAGAAGAUGAAGAAGGGGCCAACAGUCUUCCCGCUGCACCUCACCAGCCAGAAGAGGGAUAGACAUGUAAACUUGCUUUACACGCCGAAUCAAGAGCACGGCGAUGUAGGGCACUUUGCAUGCAUUAAGGACUUGUCCAGGCUGGUGGGCAUGCAGCUGAGCAGGCACAAAGCCAAGAAAUUCAUCUGCGAUCGAUGCAUGCACUACUUCGGAUCUACCGAGAAGUUGGAGGUGCAUUCGCUGGACUGCGGGCAGAUAAACAACUGCGCCAUUCUGCUGCCCAGCGAAGGCGACAAUCUGCUCAAUUUCAGCAACCACGAUAGGAAGGAGCGGCUCCCUUUCGUGGUAUAUGCAGAUCUGGAGUGCAUCAUCGCAAAAACGUUGGACAACCAAACGGGUGAUAAUAAAUUACAUACAUAUCAACACCACAAUGUACACAGCAUUGCAUAUUAUAUGCAUUGUUCAUAUGAUACAUCACUGUCGAUGUAUCGAUGUCGCCGCGACACAGAUUGUGUUUCAUGGUUCGUCGACGAACUUAAAAAUUUUGCAAACUUUGCCAAACCUAUUCUUACCAGUAAUGUUCCCAUGCUGGAUUUAACUCCCGAACAGUUGACGACAUUUCGCAAUGCAGCACAUUGUCAUAUUUGCGAAGAACCAUUCAAGGCUAGCGAUGUACGAGUUCGCGAUCAUUGCCAUCUGUCCGGACGGUUCAGAGGCCCAGCACAUUCGGAGUGCAAUUUAAAUUAUAAAAAUGUGUUUUACAUCCCCAUAGUUUUCCAUAAUUUAUCCGGCUAUGAUUCGCAUUUCAUUAUCGAGGAAAUAGCUACCGCUUUCGAAGGUCACAUUGAUGUAUUACCUAUAACUAAAGAAAAAUAUAUUUCUUUCACAAAACAUGUUGAAGAUACGGAUGAAUCAGACUCGCAAAAUUAUAUUAAAUUACGAUUCAUCGAUUCAUACAAAUUUCUAAAUACCAGUCUCGACAAAUUAGCAUCUUUACUUAACACAGAUCAAUUAAAAAUUUUGCGAUCCCAAUUUGGAACAUUAUCCACUGAAGAUUUCAAUUUAUUGACGCGAAAGGGUGUCUUUCCAUAUGAAUACCUUGAUUGCGCGAACAAGCUGCAGGAUCCAUGCUUACCACCGCGCGAGUCAUUCUACA